AUGAUUGUGUCUGACCUGCUGGGUUCUUUCACCUGCUGCACCUCAGCUGACGACCGAAUGUCGUGGGUGGCACCGCCGGUGGUCUUGAAGCACGCUCGCGCGACGAACGUCGGCUCCCCUCGGUUCCGCUUGACUUCGGCACCGUCUGUGAGAGCCGUUGCGCGCCCUCAAGACGAUUUGAAACUAGCAGGAUGGUUCACCGCUUCGGGAAUGCUCCCUCAAGUUCACCUAGGGGACUCAGAGCUCCGAGCUCCAUCUCAGGCAAAAGCGGGACACCAUGUCGUGUUCGUUCUCAUUGUGAGGAGUAUGAGUUCCAUACCUCUAACGGAGCCCAAACGCCCCGGUUAUUACGCCAGGUCCAUUUGGUAUUUCUGUGGGCUUCCAUCAACCUCCAAUCGCUCCCGGAACGAUACAAUUCGGUACCGAUGGCCAUUUACGACAAGUAGCCCGUCGUCAGGACAUCGAUUCCGUUUUUCUGUUCGGUCUCGUUUCUCCUACAUUUAUCAGAUGGGAUUUAUGGCAAGUUUUUUAUUCAUGCUCUUAACGCUCGGGUCUGAGGUCUCGGCCGACCAUGUCGCGGCACCUAAACUCCCCAUAUUCUCUCUCAUGUCAAUGGUUCCGUUGCCGUUGCAUCUGAUUGCGACGAACCUUUCAUGUACGAACAGAACUGAAGCUCUUGAUUGCGUAGACGCAGCCAACGAGCCAAGCCACGACGGUGGAUUUUUCUCGGUGCUCUCACGCAGCAUGGUGGUACCUGUGGGUAGGGCAGCUCUCAUGCGAGUCUUGGACACGGCGUUGGCGUCCACAAACGCUAUGAGCUCCAUAUCGAUGCUCCUGGGCUUUGGUUGGAAGGGAGAAGAGCUUGGGACAGACCGUGUAGACGAUAGUGACGUUUAUGGGCAAAGCGACAUCUUGGGCGUCAAGCCCAAGUCGGCUCUAGCUCCUGUGGUACCGAUCGGGCGGUCCUCCGAUAUGUCUCAAGUAUGA
Molecule: messenger RNA, 987 nt
Organism: Stereum hirsutum FP-91666 SS1
Lineage: Eukaryota; Fungi; Basidiomycota; Agaricomycetes; Russulales; Stereaceae
Exons: 12
Coding region: 1-987 (328 amino acids)
Source: RefSeq, a predicted model, not a curated record